GACAACGUUCCAGAAUUACAGGAAGGAUUUAUAAUCAAUAUUACUGAUGUGCAACUGGUCUAUUCUGCCACUGGAGGUCAGCCAAGCGUGAAGAGGCUUGGGUUAGAAAUAGCAGAAAUAACAAUUGAAGAAAAUGAUGAUGCCAGAGGAGUAUUUAGUUUCAAUGUUACAAAGGAUAUAACUGGAGCUGUUGCUGGUUAUGAGGUACCGCCACCACAGAAUAUACUGAAACUUCCAGUUGUUCGACAGGCUGGGAGGUUUGGGUCAGCAAUUCUGUAUUGGGAAGCCAUUCAUUUAACUGCUAGCUUCGAAGACUUCACACCAUCGUCUGGAAACCUUACAUUUGCAGAUGGGCAGGCUACAGGAGAAAUAGAAAUUACAAUCAUAGAUGACAGUGAAGUUGAAUUCCUUGAGAUAUUCAAGAUUGCCCUAGUGAGGGUGACGGGUGGUGCAAGACUUGGGGAUGACACCCUGGUAACUGUCACUAUUCCACCAAAUGAUUCCCCUGUUGGAGUAUUUGGGUUUGAAGAAAAGAAUGUAACAGUGAAGGAACCUCAGACACCUGAUGACUCUGCUGCAGUUGUAUUGCUCACUGUAAGUCGAAGUCAAGGAGGACGAGGAGCAGUAAAAGUGUUAUGGAUUCUUGAGGAAGAAGCCAGAUAUGAUCUGAUGCCUCUGAAUGGUACCCUUCACUUCAGUGAGACUGAAUCCCAGAAGCUGAUUGUUUUACAUGUGGUACAAGAUGGUCUACUGGAGGGGAAUGAAACAUUUACCAUUCAGCUAGUCUCUACUGGUGAUGCAGAGAUAUCCCCUGUAAAUGGUGUUGCGACCAUCAUUAUUGUGGGUGAUGAAGGAGCUUCUGGGGUGGUUGGGGUAGCCCAUUCAUCCAAGCAUGUUCUGAUUGGAGAACCUUCAGGAAAUUAUAAUGGAACUGCUCUUAUUAGCCUGAUACGUGGCCCAGGGAUUUUUGGUGAGAUCAUAAUAUAUUGGAAUAUAACACCUCCUCAUCACACAGAAUUUAUUGAGACAUCGGGGACCUUGACAAUGCGAGAUAGGCAGUCUGCAGCAGUUGUUCUAAUACAGGCUGUAGAUGACAACUGUCCUGAGGAGAAGCAUUACUACCAGUUUCAACUAACUGGAAUCAGUGAUGGAGGACUCAUAAAUGAAUCUAGCAGCACAGCAAAUAUUACCAUGGCCGCCAGUGAUUUUCCGUAUGGAGAGUUUACAUUUUCACGGGAACUAUUGCAAACAACAGAAGAAGAAAAAUGGGUUAACAUCAGUAUUGUGCGUUCCAGGGGAUCCUAUGGCAAAGUGCGUCUUUGCUUUCAGAUAAUAAAUGGAACUGCAGAAGAGGGAAUUGAUUUCACUCCCACAGUAAGGGAAUUGUUGUUUGAACCACAUGAGGAGAGUAAAAUGAUUUUGGUUGAAAUUCAUGAUGACGACUUUCCUGAAGGUCCUGAAGACUUUUCAGUGAUGAUUGCCAAAGUGGAACUCCAAGGAAGUGGAUUUGAUUUUACCGUGAAAGAAAAUGGUCUACAGACGGAUCAACCUCCAAUAAUAGGAAAUAUCUCCACAGUACGAGUCACUAUAGCAAAAAGUGACAAUGCAGAAGGCGUCAUAGAAUUUGACCCACAGUAUAUCCUUCUACAGGUGGAAGAGGAUGCUGGAUUAAUUAUGAUUCCUGUUGUGAGAAAGCAUGGAACUUACGGCUAUGUAACUGCUGAUUUUCUUUCUCGAAGUAUUUCUGCACUUCCUAUGGAUGACUAUGUCAUCCAUAAUAAUUCUGUCAUUUUUUAUCCUGGCCAGAACCAGACAUUUAUUUAUAUCUCUAUUAUAGAUGAUGAAGAAAGUGAAUUUGCAGAGCAAUUUGAAAUCCAGCUGACAGGAGCCACUGGUGGAGCAGUCCUUGGGCUCCACCUAGUGAGCCAGGUCACUAUUGCUAAAAGUGACUCUCCCCAGGGCAUCGUCCGAUUUCUCAACCAAAGUCGAAUUCUUCUUCCCAAUCCUGAUACACCGACGGCAGUGUCCCUGGUGCUGGAAAGGACUGGAAGAUUGUUAGGGGACACACAGAUUAACUGGGACAUCUUGGGACCCAAUUCAGAAGAGAUUUUAUCUCCCCUGAAUAGUGACAUUGGUGACCCUGUGAAUGGAUCAUUCUAUUUUGAAGAAGGAGAAGGAGGUCUGAGAGCUAUUAAUCUGCAAAUCUAUCCUCAUGAAGAAGUUGAAGUUCAGGAGAUCUUCAUUAUUAGGCUGAGCCUUAUGAAAGGUGAAACAGAAAUAGAUCCUAAGGCAAACAAUAUUACACUAAUAAUACAGAAGUUUGGUGAUCCCAAUGGAAUUGUACAGUUUGCUCCUGAAUCAUUAACUGAGAAUAACUAUACAGAACCCUCAGCAGUAGAAGGGCCACAACGUAUUACACUGUUUGUCAGACGAAUUCAAGGCACUCUGGGAAACAUAACGAUUUACUGGGAAAUACGUAGUGAAUCUGACAUCACAGGUGACUUUCUUAGGACAGAGGGAUCUGUUGUCAUUGCUGACCAGGAGAGUACAGCUGAGAUAAUUAUCUACCUGUUACCUGAUGAUGUUCCAGAACUGGAUGAAAACUAUGUGGUACAGCUGAUUUCAGCAGAAGGUGGAGCAGAUUUAGACCAAGAGAAAAGAAUUGCGAAGAUCAAUGUUUUUGCAAAUGAUGAUCCCUAUGGAGUGUUUGCCCUGUACUCUGAUCUGCAGUCCGUAUUAGUAGAGAGAAACCUGGACCGGUAUGUUCAGAUUAAUGUAACUCGGCAUGCUGGGACAUUUGGAGAAGUGAUCGUUGAGUACCAUAUCUUGUCUCAUCAUGAAGAAGCACUAAUUGCACCUGAGAAUGAGGUGGGAUACCUCACAGUAAAAGAUGGUGCCAGCUUUGGAGUGAAAAAAGUGCCAAUAAGCAGCCAGGCAUUUAUGUUACUGGGCUUGAAUUUUACUCUGGAACUGAUUAAUGUAAGCCUCGUUAGGGGAAGUGCCAAGGAUGUGCCUGAAAUAUUAGGAAAAGCAAAGUCAGCUGUUCUGCUUAUUCCUGAGGAAGCUGCCAAUUCACAGGUUGGCUUUGAAUCUGUGAUUUUACGACUUACAGACAUUGCAGCUGGGACAGGCCAGGCUGUCAUAACCAGAAAAGGAGUUUAUGGCUCUGUCAUAGUUAGCUGGAUUUCAGGAUACCCACCAGACCUGAUCACUGACUUUACUCAGCCAGGCACCGUUACUCCUCCGUUUGGUACUGUUGUAUUUUCCUCUGGUGAGCAAAGUAAAGUAAUUUCAUUUCAGGCUACUCCAAGCCUAAAUAAACGUGAGUCAUUUGCCAUCACUUUAACAGCAGUGCACAGCAACGUGUCUGGUGGGGCUCGCCUGAGGUCUGGAUUUAUGAUAGCUGAAAUUGAGCCAAUGGGGAUUUUUCAGUUUGCUCUUAACUCAAGAUCUGUUUCAGUUGAAGAAGGUGUUCAGGCAAUCACACUACAUGUCCAAAGAUUGUUUGGUUUUCAAAGUAAUCUCACUAAAUUGACAUAUCAGACCAUUCCGGGAAGUGCCAAACCACUAGAGGACUUUAUACCCAUCGACAAUGGAGAGCUUAUGUUUUUACGUUUUCAGACAAAUGCUGUGAUAGAGAUAUCAAUAAUUGAUGACACUGUGUCUGAAAUGGAGGAAUUUUUUUUUGUAAAUUUGACUGCUGUAGAAAUUUUGGAUGUUCAACCUGUGAAUCCUGACUGGAGUCCACGUUUGAAUCCAGCUUUCAGUGUUGCCACAGUUAAUAUCCUGGCUAAUGAUAUUCUUCACGGAAUACUAAGUUUGGGCCCAGAGUUUGUUUAUGUAGAAGAAGAUGCAAACAACAGUACCCCAAACACAGUGAUACUUCAUGUCAGAAGGACCAAGGGUUUUACUGGUGAUAUUGAAGUAACUGUUAAAACCUUUGGGGGAGUGAGUGCGCAGAGUGGAGUAGAUUCAUAUCCUUUUGGAAACGUUUAUGGAAAAUCAAACUUCACAUGGGCAAUGGAAGGAGAAGAUUUUGAAGAACAGUCAGUCUCUCUGACUUUGCUGGACGGAGAAAGAGAAAGCAAGAUGUCCAUAAAGAUUUUUGAUGAUAAUGAGCCUGAAGGACAGGAAUUGUUUUAUGUUUUCCUCUCAGAUCCUGAAUGUGGAGCUCAGAUUGUGGAAGGAAAAGAUGAAUAUGGAUUUGCUGCUUUUGCAACAGUAAUUAUUGCAGGAAGCGACCUUCAGAAUGGCAUUUUGGGAUUCAUUCCAGAAGUACAAAGCGGUCUUGUACUUGAUGAAGACUCAGAAAACAGAGAGGUGCUGCUGAUUGUCGCGAGGCAACCAAACAGGGCUUUUGAAGAUGUGAAGAUCUUUUGGCGUGUGACCUUUAAUAAAACAGCUGUUGUCCUUGUGAAGGAUGGCAUGAACUUGGAGAACGAACUUGUAUCUGUGCUGGGAGCCACUACCUGCAUGGCAGGUCAAACAAUAUGCAACAUCUCCAUUGAAAUAAAACCUGAUAACGUACCUGAAUUUGAAACUUUUUUUUUUGUUGAGCUGUAUGCUGUAAGCACAGGAGCUGCAUUGAACAGCAGUGCCAGAUUUGCUUUUGUAACAGUCCUUGAAAGUGAUGCUCCUCGUGGCUUAGUAUAUUUUGCUGUGGGAUCUCGUUUUGCUGUGGCUCAUAAGAAGACAACUUUAAUCAGUCUGCAAGUGCUUAGAGAUUCUAGUACAUUAGUAACCACAAUGGUUAGCUACAGCAUGCAGGAGCUACAAAAACCUGAACCUAUUGGUCGGACCUUCGUAUCUCCAGCUGUGGCAGGACAAGAUUUUGCCAGAUCUGAAGGUUUAUUGACUUUUGAACCUGGACAGAGAAAUAUGUUUCUGGAUGUGACCCUGACUCCAAAGACAGGAUCGUUAAACCCGUUUCCUAAACGUUUCCAGGUUGUACUUUCUAACCCCACAGGUGGUGCCAGAGUAGAUGACGUGUAUGGUAUUGCUAACGUCACCAUUGUCUCAGGUUUAGACUCCUUGCCAGUUUGGGGGCUGAUUGACCAACUGCAUCAGCCUCUUGAUGACACCAUUUUACACAGAGUCCUCCAGAAUCUGAAUGUCAAAGUGGCCUCAGAAACUACAGAAGAGCAGCUUACUGCUGUGAUGCAUAUAAUAGACAAGGUUACAGAUGUAGGUGAAAAACAGUUACUCACUGAUAGAAGUAGAAGUCUUUUCUAUGAGAUACUCUGUGCUCUGGCUAGCCCGAAACGCGAGGACACACGGGGAUAUAGCCUGCUUGCUGAGGUGACUGAGAAGUUUGCCUUUUCCCUGUUGACUGGGGUAAUGUGUGGAUCACCAGGAGAAAGAGGUAAAAAUAUCCUUGACAGUUGCCCGUACAUUGCAAUAAUGGCUCACAACUGGUUUCCUCAGCAAAUCAAUGGACACAGAUUUGAUGGAAAAGAUGGGGAUUCUAUUCAAGUACCUGAACAUUUACUAGAGGUCUCUGUUGUAUUAUCGCCUCCUCAAGAAAUGAACUGUGAAUCUGUACAGUUCACAGAAUAUAGCAGUCAGCAGUGGUUCCUUACUGGAGAUAAAGAACUUGCCCUGAAAAACAAGGUUUUUUCUAUGAGUUUGAAGGGUCGGAGUUCACACCCUUUGAAAGAAAACAAUGAAGUCAUUUAUCGGAUUUAUACAACAGGAAGUCGGAUUGUUCCACAAAAAUCGCUAUGUCUCCUCUGGAAUCAAGCUGCUGAAAGCUGGCUGUCAGAUAGCGGAUUCUGCAGAGUGGUUGAUGACACGUCAGACUAUGUGGAAUGCUCUUGUUCUCAUAUGUCCAUUUAUGCAGUUUAUGCCCAAACAGAUAACUUGUCUUCAUACAAUGAGGCUUUUUUCUCUUCUGGAUUCAUCUGCAUUUCAGGUUUCACUUUGGCUAUUAUCUCCCACCUUUUCUGCACCAGGUGUGCAAUGUUUGCAGCUAAACUUCUCACUCACAUGAUGGUUGCUUGUUUGGGUACUCAGAAUUACCACACACCCGUGAGAAAUAUUCAUCGUUUUGGGCCUGCUAAACCUAUCAGGUUAAUCAGAGGAGCUGCCGAGAGCCGGCACGGUGCUGCUGUGGCUGGGAGCAAAACCCCGGGAGAGGAGAUGCUGGGGCUGGGGACACACUUGCUGGGAGAGGCAUCUCAUCCCCGUCCGGCAGAACGUCCCCGCUCGGGACCCCCGCUGAACCCACCGGAGACCAUCUUGUGUGACCACACGCUCGUUGGUGUCGCGAUCGGUGGGAGAGGGUCCAUACCGUCUCGGGCAGCAGCAUGGACCUCUGUGGUUUUUGAAUGCUGCUUUGAG
Molecule: messenger RNA, 6339 nt
Organism: Fulmarus glacialis (Northern fulmar)
Lineage: Eukaryota; Metazoa; Chordata; Aves; Procellariiformes; Procellariidae
Product: G-protein coupled receptor 98-like
Exons: 30
Biological process (GO): negative regulation of adenylate cyclase activity; cell communication
Cellular component (GO): membrane
Molecular function (GO): G protein-coupled receptor activity
Source: RefSeq, a predicted model, not a curated record